AUGGCUGCUACUGCUCUAGCUGCGGCUGCUGCUCUGCUGGUUCCUCUGCUCCUGGGUCUUACUGAAGUCAACACCAGCUAUGUGGACCAUAACAUCAAAGGCAGUCCCGACCAGUAUGACUUCACCACGGGAACCAUUGCAUUGUGUGGGAUACUGCUACAGGCACUCCACUGGAGGGUCAUCCUGGCUGGGUUUGCUGUGGAGUGCCUGUGGCGCCACUCUCAAGCACGUCUUGAGAACUGA
This is a messenger RNA of Aspergillus neoniger CBS 115656, 243 nucleotides long. RefSeq lists its product as uncharacterized. The record is from RefSeq and is a predicted model, not a curated record. Bases 1 to 243 code for a protein of 80 amino acids. The transcript has 2 exons. NCBI's taxonomy places the organism in Eukaryota, Fungi, Ascomycota, Eurotiomycetes, Eurotiales, Aspergillaceae.